This is a messenger RNA of Anopheles aquasalis, 291 nucleotides long. RefSeq lists its product as uncharacterized. The record is from RefSeq and is a predicted model, not a curated record. Lineage: Eukaryota; Metazoa; Arthropoda; Insecta; Diptera; Culicidae.
AUGAAAUCACUAACGUUGGUGAUAGUGGCUGGACUUUGCUUAUCGGUGGGCCUAGUGCAGGGUGACAAAGAUGAUCACACAGCGAUUGCAGCACGAUCAGAUCACUACUACGACGAAAUGUGGUUCCGAUUUUGGACUUUUCCGGUAACGAUGGCCAUCAAGGCGAAGGUGAUCGCCUGGCUACUGUUCAUCACCUACUUUAGCACUAUCGUCCAGGCCUACGUUUAUCAGCGCAGUGAACCACAGUUUCCAGAGAUUUACUCUGUUCCGGCCCAGUAUAGCAUAGGGUAA